AUGUACUGGCCCGCCCCCUUCGGCCGUGAUCUGACCAAGGAGGAGGCCUACAUCGCCAAGCUCGACGCCGGUACCGGUGCCUCGCUCAAGCUCACCGUGCUCAACGCCACGGGCCGCAUCUGGACCAUGGUCGCCGGUGGUGGUGCCUCGGUCGUCUACUCGGACGCCAUCGCCGCCCACGGCUACGCCCACGAGCUCGCCAACUACGGCGAGUACUCGGGUGCUCCCUCCGAGGGCCAGACCUUCGAGUAUGCCAAGACGCUACUCGACCUCAUGACCCGCGGCGAGGUCAACCCCCAGGGCAAGCUCCUCAUCAUCGGCGGUGGUAUCGCCAACUUCACCAACGUCGCCUCCACCUUCAAGGGCAUCAUCCGCGCCCUCAAGGAGUACAAGCUCUCGCUCGCCAAGCACGGCGUCCGCAUCUUUGUCCGCCGUGGUGGUCCCAACUACCAGGAGGGUCUCAAGGCCAUGCGCCUCCUCGGUGAGGACCUCGGUGUCGAGAUCCAGGUCUUCGGCCCCGAGACUCACAUUACCGACAUUGUGCCCCUUGCUCUCGGUGUCAAGACCUUCGAGGAGGUCACCCUCGCCUCGCAGCAGCAGAACGCCCUCCCCUCGGGCGCCCAGACCCCCGUCCACGGCGGCGCCAACGGCACCAAGGCCGAGGACAAGGCCAUCGGCACCGUCGACCACGCCACCGGCGAGCGUGUCCAGCCCCAGGACCAGAUCGUCCACUUUGGCGCUGGUGCCGCCGGCGAGCGCCCUGCCUACCGUCCCUUCGACGCCAACACCCGCUCGCUCGUCUUUGGUCUGCAGCCCCGUGCCAUCCAGGGCAUGCUCGACUUUGACUUCUCUUGCGGUCGUCAGACCCCCUCGGUCGCUGCCAUGAUCUACCCCUUCGGCGGCCACCACAUCCAGAAGUUCUACUGGGGCACCAAGGAGACGCUCCUUCCCGUCUACACCAGCAUCAAGGAGGCCGUCGCCAAGCACCCCGAUGCCGACGUGGUCGUCAACUUUGCCUCGAGCCGAUCCGUCUACUCGUCGACGCUCGAGGUGCUCGACUGCCCCCAGAUCCGCGCUCUUGCGCUCAUCGCCGAGGGUGUGCCCGAGCGCCACGCCCGUGAGAUCCUCCACCGUGCCGAGAAGGCCGGUGUGCUCAUCAUCGGCCCCGCCACCGUCGGUGGUAUCAAGCCCGGCUGCUUCCGUAUCGGCAACUCGGGUGGUAUGAUGGACAACAUCCUGUCGUCCAAGCUUUACCGCCCCGGUUCGGUCGGCUACGUCUCCAAGUCCGGCGGUAUGUCGAACGAGCUGAACAACAUCCUCUCGAUCACCACCAACGGCACCUACGAGGGUAUCGCCAUCGGCGGUGACCGUUACCCCGGCACCACCUUCAUCGACCACCUGCUCCGCUACGAGCAGGACCCCGAGUGCAAGAUGCUCGUCCUCCUCGGCGAGGUCGGUGGUAUCGAGGAGUACCGUGUCAUUGACGCCGUCAAGAAGGGCAUCAUCAAGAAGCCCAUCGUGGCCUGGGCCAUCGGCACGUGCGCCAAGAUGUUCACCACCGAGGUGCAGUUCGGCCACGCCGGUUCCAUGGCCAACAGCGACAUGGAGACCGCCUCGGCCAAGAACGCCGCCAUGAAGGCUGCCGGCUUCAUCGUGCCCGAGACCUUCGAGGACCUGCCCCAGGUGAUCCGCGAGGUGUACAACAAGCUGGUCGCCCAGGGUGUCGUUGUGCCCAAGCCCGAGCGCCCCGCCCCCGCCAUCCCCGUCGACUACAAGUGGGCGCAGGAGCUCGGCAUGGUGCGUAAGCCCGCCGCCUUCAUCUCGACCAUCUCGGACGAGCGUGGAUCGGAGCUCAUGUACUCGGGUGUCAAGAUCUCGGAGGUGUUCGAGUCGGGUAUGGGCAUCGGCGGUGUCAUCUCGCUGCUGUGGUUCAAGCGCCGCCUGCCGGACUACUGCACCAAGUUCAUCGAGAUGGCGCUCAUGCUCACCGCCGACCACGGCCCGGCCGUGUCGGGUGCGAUGAACACCAUCAUCACGUCGCGUGCCGGCAAGGACCUCAUCUCGUCGCUCGUGUCGGGUCUGCUCACCAUCGGUGACCGCUUCGGUGGUGCGCUGGACGACGCUGCCACCGAGUUCUCGAACGCCUUCGACCGCGGCAUGACCGCACGAGAGUUUGUGGACAGCAUGCGCAAGGGCAACAAGCUCAUCCCCGGUAUCGGCCACAAGAUCAAGUCGGUGUCGAACCCCGACUACCGUGUGCAGGUGGUCAAGGAGUUUGUGCUCAAGAACUUCCCUUCGCACAAGAUGCUCGACUACGCACUCGCCGUCGAGAAGGUGACGACGGCCAAGAAGGACACGCUGAUCCUCAACGUCGACGGCUGUCUCGCCGUGUGCUUCGUCGACCUGCUGCGCGACUCGGGUGCCUUCACGAUCGAGGAGGCGCGCGACUACCUCAGCUACGGCUUCCUCAACGGCAUCUUCACGCUCGGUCGCUCGAUCGGCUUCAUCGGCCACCACAUUGACCAGAAGCGCCUCAAGGCCGGUCUCUACCGCCACCCUGCGGACGACUUCCACAUCGAGAUGGCCACGCCCGCACGUGUCAUGGGCACUCUCAAGAAGUAA
Messenger RNA from Moesziomyces aphidis, 2622 nucleotides. Lineage: Eukaryota; Fungi; Basidiomycota; Ustilaginomycetes; Ustilaginales; Ustilaginaceae. The record is from the annotation of a GenBank genome assembly.